Molecule: messenger RNA, 1430 nt
Organism: Penaeus chinensis
Lineage: Eukaryota; Metazoa; Arthropoda; Malacostraca; Decapoda; Penaeidae
Product: protein extra-macrochaetae-like
Exons: 2
Coding region: 93-395 (100 amino acids)
Biological process (GO): circadian regulation of gene expression; cell differentiation; negative regulation of transcription by RNA polymerase II
Cellular component (GO): cytoplasm; nucleus
Molecular function (GO): protein dimerization activity; transcription regulator activity
Source: RefSeq, a predicted model, not a curated record
GCUCCAAAUUUUUCACAAUUACCUUACUGCCACAGUGAGAGUGACAAGCUAACUUUAGACCUUGUGCGUAAACAAACCCCAAGUGAACCAAGAUGAGAGCCCAGCGUUGUGUAUCCCCCGUGCAGGCCGUGAUGGGCGUGAUGGACGGCAAGAUCCGCAAGGCGCCCCUCAAGAGCGACGGCGCCGACCAGGUCCUGCUGUACCUGGAGCGCCUGCAGCACCUGGUGCCGCAGUGCCCCAAGGACCGCCCCGUGACCAAGCUCGAGCUCAUCCAAUCCGUCAUCGACUACAUCUACGACUUGGAGGACGCCCUGGAGCCCGAGUCCAGCGACGACGAGUCCUCCGACGUGGCCUCCACCUCCGAGGACGAGAUGGAGUGCGUGGAGAGCUCGUGAGAGGCGCCGCGGCGGACUGUCGCCUCCGGGCAGUGCGGCGCCGGGAGCGACGACGGCGAGGCAGCAGCAGCGACCGUUCGUGCCGAGAGGGGCGUCUAGGCUGACGACGACGAAGGAGGACGAGGAGUAGGACGACCACAGCCACGACCGCGAUGCCCUCGGGUCGUGGCGGAUGUUCCAACCGCCUUUGCCUCCCCUCCCCCCCCCGGCCGCGGCUUCACCCACACCAUCUUCACAACAGAGCGAGGUGCCGGAAUGACCUGACCUGACCCUUUGCCACCCUAGCCGAGUGCCACCUCUAGACGCCGGGAAACCUCUCUGUCCCUCCACUGACGUAACAAGUAUGAAGCUUCCACGUCAGACCAUCAAACAACUCCCUAUGUAAUCCAGCAGUCUUCAGCAGCACAACAGAAAUCUGGUCAACAGCACAACAGAGCAACAGAGGGUAUUUAGCCCAGUUUCAACAGAACAACAGGAGAAGAGAUUCAGCCUGGUUUCAACAAGACAGCAGCACGAAGGGGCAUGUCGUGGUCUCAACAGUACAACAGUAGAAGAGAUUUCGCUCAGCCUCAACAGAACAACAGAGGAACUCCUCGCAACCAAAACAGUGCAGCACUCUACGGAAGUUGCCCACCACGUUUCAACAGGAACGCCAACAACAAAAACAGUGCUGGAGGGAGAAAGGAAGUUUUGAGGGAAAGGAUACAUAUAUCAACGUAGUCUGGAGUGGUACGAGGUGACGGUGCAGUGACGGUGCAGUGGUGAUCUACCCAGGGAAACUGUCCUGGCCACCUCGACGAGAUGUGUCGUUCAAAAUACUUAUAUUUUUGUAGAAGUUAAUAUAUUGAUCAACUUUUUUUUUUCAUUGUUGAGAUACGUUUCCAAGAUUUAUUUUUGUAGGAGUAAUAUAUUUGUCACUUUUCUGAGAAAUGCGUACUAUAAUUUUUUGCAUACUGUAUCUAUUGUAUUUAUUGAAUGAUGAAAUAUGAUUUUUACACUGGAAGAAGUUGCAAAUAAAUAUUUGAUUUUUCUAUA